UACUAAUUGUUCAUUGAAGAUAAGGUGAUGAAUUCAAAGUACGCUGGUGGAACAGUUUUAUCACAUUUUUUAACUGAUGAAACCGGACCAAAUUGUGGUGAUUUUACAUUUAAUGAACAAGAUCUCCUCUUAUUAUGUUGUCGUGAAAUUAAUUUAAAUGAUCAACCAGCUCAAGUAAUGGUUAGUCAUCCUAAAAUCCCUGGUUUAUCAUGGAUUAUAUUUUUUUAUCAAACUGCACCAAAUCAAUAUCAACCUAGAAUAGCAUUUGAUUUUCCAAGUUAUUUAAGAGCUGAUUGUGAAGUAUGCAUUCAAUUUGCUGGUAUGCAUUGGGUUGUUAAAUAUAAAUUUGAAGGUAGUUCAUGGUUAACGUCUACUCUGCCACCGAAAGCAAUGAAUGAACGUUGGGUUACAUUAGGUACAGUGAAAAAAGUUGAAAUACGCGUGAAUAUUACAAAAAUAUGGUUUAAAUUUCCAGUCUUUACAGCAUGUUGUCAUCCAGUAAAAACAAAACGUUUUGUUCGACAACCAGAUUUUACAAUGCCUGAUGAUUUUUCUGAUGUACAGUUGUUACCACAAGAUCCAAAUAAUCGUCGGCUAUUUUCACAUCGUCAAGUAUUAGCAAUGAAUUCACCAUGGUUUGCUGAACGUUUUCAUAAUACCUCAGCAUUGAAUACAGGAGAUAUAGGACCAAUUAUAUCAAUACCAUUUGAUUAUGAGAGUGUAUUGAAUUUUUUAAAAUUUAUAUAUCCUAAUAGUGAUAUGGUGAUAACAGCAGAUAAUGUUGAAGGAUUGAUGGAUAUGGCAAAAGAAUAUCAAAUGCCAAAUGUGAUUAGAAAAUGUGAAAAAUGGAUGUAUAAAUUUAUGGAAGGUGGUUCAGCUGUAUUGUGUUAUUAUUUAGCACGUAAACAUGAAUUACCACAAGUACAAGAUGCUGCAUUGCUUCAUUUAGCUGAAUAUAAUUCAUCACAAUUAAGAGCAAGAUUAAAUUUAGAUAUGAAAGGUAAAUCACCAGAUACACAUGAAGUGUUACUAAGUGAUUUAUGUGUUCGACUUGCAGGAUCUUAGUUAAUAAUAAUGAUAAUAAUGAUAACAGAAUGAACUUUCAUGAUAGAUAAUAAGAAGAACUGCUUAGAAUUUUAUUCA
Molecule: messenger RNA, 1143 nt
Organism: Trichobilharzia regenti
Lineage: Eukaryota; Metazoa; Platyhelminthes; Trematoda; Strigeidida; Schistosomatidae
Source: the annotation of a GenBank genome assembly